Messenger RNA from Salvia hispanica, 2637 nucleotides. Its product is annotated as linoleate 9S-lipoxygenase 6-like. Gene Ontology annotation, biological process: lipid oxidation. Lineage: Eukaryota; Viridiplantae; Streptophyta; Magnoliopsida; Lamiales; Lamiaceae. Gene Ontology annotation, molecular function: oxidoreductase activity, acting on single donors with incorporation of molecular oxygen, incorporation of two atoms of oxygen; protein binding; metal ion binding. The record is from RefSeq and is a predicted model, not a curated record.
AUGAAGAAACGACGCGAACAUAGAGGGCUACAACGAGGCUUGUGUUCAAGGCUUGUUAACCGCCUGAACACAAGCCUCAUUAACUGCCUGAAUAAGUGCCAAGGCGACGUCACCCCUGCAAAAGUUAAGAGUUUUGGCAUUCCGAACGCCACCAUAUAUGGAGAGAUCAUCAUCCAGGUUGGCCGUGGCGAAUCAGGCCCCGGGAAAGCAGCCACCGUUUGGUUGUAUAGUGAUUCCGAUAUUGAUCCCGGCACCGGAAAAGGAAAACUUACACAGAAAGCUGUUCUCCAAAAAGGAAGCAUCGAAGAGGAAAUGGACAACAGCUCCUGUGGUAAAGUUCUGCGGUAUGAAGUGGAGUUCAUAAUUGAGCCAGACUUCGGAGCUCCGGGAGCAAUCUCCGUGAAAAACGAGCACAAACACGAGUUUUUCCUUCGAAAUAUAUCUUUGCAAGGAUACAACAACAUAGUUCAUUUCGAAUGCAACUCGUGGCUCUAUCCUUUCCACUUAACCAAACAAGAGCGUGUUUUCUUCCCAAACACGUGUUAUCUCCCGAGCCAAACACCGCCUGCUCUGGUGGAACUGAGAAAAGACGAACUCGUGAGAUUGAGAGGGAAUGGAACCGGAGAAAGACGAAAAUGGGAACAAGUCUAUGAUUACGACUACUACAACGAUCUUGGCAUACCUGAAAGAAGCCCUGAAUAUGGAAGACCUGUUUUAGGUGGAACACAGUCGUUUCCAUAUCCGCGUAGGUUGAGAACCGGCCGCCCUUCAAACAACUAUGAUACUCGAACUGAGAAGCGACUGCAUGGAUGGUUCAAUACGGAUAUAUAUGUACCUCCAGAUGAGCGCUUUAGCCAACAGAAACUCUCUGAAUUCACAACAAACGCAGUAAGGGCUGCUGUCCAUUUUGUGAUGCCUGAAGCAAGAGCGGUCUUCAACCAAGAAACGAGCCAUUUUGAGUCCUUCGAUCAGAUUCAUAGGAUGUUUGUGAGAAACAGAAAUCAAUCGGUUGAUGAAUGGAUGUUGAAGCGUUUAAAACACGAACUGUCAGAUGAUCUUUUCAAGAAGCUAAAACAAGUGAUCACGGAGAAACCUGCUAAGUUCCAGUUGCCUCGGAUUGCAGCAGGGAACCAAUUUGCAUGUAUGGACGACAAUGAAUUUGGACGGCAGAUGCUCGCUGGAACUAAUCCAACUGUAAUUUCAUCUCUGCAGAAUUUCCCUCCAGAAGGCAGCAAUGGAGUGAAGAGUUCGAUAAAAGAAUCUGACAUAGAGCAUAACCUUGAUGGUCUGACAAUCACAGAGGCAAUGAACCAGUGGAGACUUUUCAAGUUAGAUCACCAUGAUUAUCUGAUGCCAUUCUUGACGAGAAUAAACAGAGAUGAGGGUGUAUGUGCUUAUGCAUCACGCACGUUACUCUUCUUGAGAGACGAUUGCACACUGAAACCAGUAGCCAUAGAACUGAGCUUGCCUGGCUCUUUGUACCAUGAGGAAAUCAGCAGAGUUUUACGUCCAGCACAUGAAGGGACAGAAGCUGCCCUCUGGCAACUUGCAAAAGCUCAUGUAGCAGCAGCAGACUCAGUUUACCAUCAUCUAGUCAGCCACUGGCUACAUACACAUGCAGUAGUCGAGCCAUUUAUCAUUGCAACUCAAAGGAAGUUGAGUGCUAUGCACCCCAUUCACCGGUUACUCGAACCUCAUUUCAAAGACACCUUGCAAGUAAAUGCACUGGCAAGGAGCAUGUUGGUAAAUGCUGGAGGAAUUCUUGAAAAGAUACUGUUUACCGGUGACAUCUCAAUGGAGCUCUCAUCAUCUCUAUACAGAAGCUGGAGAUUUGAUGAGCAAAGCCUCCCUGCAGACCUGAUCAAAAGAGGUUUUGCCAGAUAUAACCCGAAUCAGCCAGAAAACAUCGAACUUCUCUUUCAAGAUUAUCCCUAUGGUGCAGAUGGACUUGAUAUUUGGAUAGCCAUAAAAAACUGGGUGAUAGAAUACUGUUCUUACUUCUACGAAGAUGACGCCUCUUUAAGGUCCGACAAUGAGAUUGCAGAGUGGUGGUCGGAGAUCAGAUAUGUCGGUCAUGGGGAUAAGUGCAACGAAACAUGGUGGUAUGAAAUGAAAACUGUGUCUGAACUGAUUGAGACUAUAACAACUCUAAUAUGGACUGUCUCGGCUCAUCAUGCUGCAAUAAGCUUAGGACAGUACGACUAUGCAGGCUAUCCACCAAACCGUCCAACAGCAUGUCGGAAACCUAUUCCAUAUGAAGGGACAAUGGAGUUUGCCGAGCUUCUCAUAGAUCCAGACAAAUAUUUUCUCAGUAUGUUACCUGAAAAGUUUGAGACGGCUCUUGGAAUAGCUGUGAUUGAUGUUCUGUCAAGGCGCUUGUCCGGUGAAAUGAGCUUAGGGCAACAGCCUUCACUGAAAUGGAUAGCAGAUGGAAGGAUACUUCGGAUGUUCGGAAGUUUCAAAGAUGACCUCGAAGAAGUGAAGCAAAGAAUCCAAGUUAGAAACCGAGACCCCAAGCUGAAGAACAGACGGGGGAAAGAUGAUUCCCUGUACGAGCUUCUGUAUCCUGAAACAUCAGUGGUUGGAUCAAGUGAUGGAGUACCGAGAAGUGGAAUUCCCAACAGCAUAUCCAUAUGA